CAUAUAUGAAUUUGAACAGCGCAGCAGUCAAAAAAGAUAAACAGAAGAAAUUAUAGGAAGAGAGAGAGAGAGAGAGAGAGUGAAAAUGAGCUUUCUUGCGGGAAGAUUGGCAGGAACAGAGGGCGCGUAUUUCUUGCAAGAAUCCAAACACGCCGUCACUCGUCUCGCCCAGAGGAAAUCUCCUUCUUCAUUGCCCACCGCCGCUAGUUCUAUCGCCCGGACCGAAGAAUCCGACGCCGCCGAUGUUCUGCCGGAGGUUUUAAGACAUUCACUGCCGCCCGAGAUCUUCCAAUCUCCCAAGUCUGCAACAACCGCUUCAGAUUCGUCUCUCACCGCAGCUACCAAAUGGGUGAUCAGAACUGACCCCAAUUCCGCUUCUUCUGUGCCCUCUCAUGCUCUUAACCCUCUCAAAGCUUAUGUUUCUCUACCUCAAGUCUCCUUUGGACCUAAAAGAUGGCAGUUGCCUUAUUCUGAGAACUCAUUGCAAGCCUCCACUGCAAAUGAGUUGCGACGUGACAGAUAUACCCCUGUUAAUCCUGAGAAGUUGAAGGCUGCAGCUGUAGGGUUAUCUCAAAUUGCCAAGGCAUUUGCUGCUGCUACUGCUAUUGUAUUCGGGGGUGCCACCUUGGCAUUUGGAUUGGCAGCCUCAAAGCUGGAACUGCAAAAUGCUGAUGAUAUACGGACCAAAGGGAAAGACAUUAUUCAUCCGAGAUUUGAAGCACUCAAGGAGCAACUGAGUCCCUUCAGAACUUGGGCGGAAGACACGUCGAAGAAAUGGCAUUUGGAAAGGGGAGAAGACUAUAAAGAGAAGCCUCUGAUAAAGGAGCUUUCGAAAAUACUUGGUGCAAAGCCAUCCAGCUAACUCUGUUAAAAGAUUUUGUGUAAAUAGAUAGAAUUCUGUAAUAAUGCACCUGUUGGUUGUUGCCCUGGAAAUAAGGUGUUUGCUGUUGUUGUUGUGCUAGUAGUAGGUUUUGAUAAGUAAAUCCUAUACAUUUUUUCUUAUGGGACAAUUCCUGAUAUAACUUAAAGAAUGAUUUGGUUGAUAGCUGAUUUACUACUUUUUGAAUC
Molecule: messenger RNA, 1068 nt
Organism: Ipomoea triloba (trilobed morning glory)
Lineage: Eukaryota; Viridiplantae; Streptophyta; Magnoliopsida; Solanales; Convolvulaceae
Exons: 5
Coding region: 86-862 (258 amino acids)
Source: RefSeq, a predicted model, not a curated record